GUGUUUUACUUAUUUAUUUAUAAGUAGUCUUUAUAAUUAAAUGUAUUAGGUGGUGUCAUAGUUAUUGUAAUGUUUUCUCAGACUGUAGUUUGCCAUUACAUUUUGUUUGUGAAGUUUUUGAUGUAAACAUGUUAAAACAUUUGGUGGACUCACGUCUUGAUCUUCCUUCUUUGUGACUUUCUUCAUUGAAAUUCUGCUUUAAAAAGUCAUCUGAUAGACUGACUAUAAAGCAAUUGGCAAAAUAGGAGAGGGAACGUUUUCUGAAGUUAUGAAGAUGCAGAGCCUGAGAGAUGGAAACUUCUAUGCAUGUAAACAAAUGAAACAGCACUUUGAAAGUAUCGAGCAGGUGAACAAUCUACGAGAGAUACAAGCACUGAGGCGUCUGAAUCCACACCCAAACAUUCUUACGUUGCAUGAAGUGGUUUUUGACAGAAAAUCUGGUUCUCUUGCACUAAUAUGUGAACUUAUGGACAUGAAUAUUUAUGAGCUAAUACAAGGGAGAAGACACCCAUUAUCAGAAAAAAAAAUUAUGCACUAUAUGUACCAGUUAUGUAAAUCCCUUGAUCAUAUGCACAGAAAUGGAAUAUUUCACAGAGACGUAAAACCAGAAAAUAUACUAAUAAAGCAAGAUGUCCUGAAAUUAGGGGACUUUGGGUCCUGCCGGAGCUCCUAUUCGAAGCAGCCCUACACAGAAUACAUCUCUACCCGCUGGUACCGGGCCCCCGAGUGUCUCCUCACUGACGGCUUCUACACGUACAAGAUGGACCUGUGGAGCGCUGGCUGUGUGUUCUACGAGAUCGCCAGUCUGCAGCCCCUCUUCCCUGGAGCCAACGAACUGGACCAGAUCUCAAAAAUCCACGAUGUCAUCGGCACGCCUGCUCAGAAGACCCUCACCAAGUUCAAGCAGUCGAGAGCUAUGAGUUUUGAUUUUCCUUUUAAAAAGGGAUCAGGAAUACCUCUACUGACAACCAAUUUGUCCCCACAAUGCCUCUCCCUCCUGCAUGCAAUGGUGGCCUAUGAUCCCGAUGACAGAAUUGCUGCCCACCAGGCUCUGCAGCAUCCCUACUUCCAAGAACAGAGGGCAAUUGAGAAGCAGGCUCUGGCCAGCCACAGAAAGGCUUUCUUUCCAGAGCACCCUGUGGCACUGGCAUCACUUGGUAACAACUGGCAAAUUCCAAAGGAGGGCAGAAAACAGAAACAGUCCCAAAAGCAAGAGGAGGACCAUCCCAGGAGACAAGGAGCAGCGUACCUCAUGGAACUGCCCAAACUGAAGCUUUCAGGAGUGACCAAACUGUCAUCGUACUCCAGCCCCGAGCUGCAAUCAGUGUUUGGGUCUUCAGCAAAUGGGAGAGUCCCGGUGUUGAGAGCCUGGAAGUGCGCUGGCGUGGACCAGAAGACAGAUAUGCAGAAGGACAUUAAGCCGAACCUGAAACAGUGUCGCUUGCCCACAAUAGAAAGGAAAGGGGGCAGAUACUGAGCAGCGUGUGCCCCUCACCUUGCAGAGUAAAACCAGGUGCGCUGGGGUGAGGUCCAGCUGAAGCUGCCCGUGCCUCUGAGACGCGGACGGAGGGUUCAGGAGGCCACCGGCGCCACGCGAGGCCUGGCAGCCCUGAGAUGCUGCCCGUGGACCCACCUGUGCCACUCAGGCUAGAGCUGGCGGUGGCCUCGUGUCUUCACAUCCCCACAGCAGCUGCACUAUAUGUUCCAACCUAAUACAGUUGUAAAACCACCUCAUUCUAGGGUUUUAUUUCAUUAUAAUGUAAGAAUUUUGGGAGGGAAUAUUUUGUAACUUUUUGUAUGAAUCAAAACAGAUAAACUAUAAUUCCUAUUAUGUGUUAUCUAGGCUUGGUUGAAAUGCAAGCUCUGCAUGUUACGUCUCUUCUGUACAUUUCCAGGAGUAUUGUGGGACGUUCCGAGUGUUGUAGUAUGUCACAUCUCACCAAAUACGCUAUUGGAGACUGCUGAUUCCUAUUAAAGAAUACGUUGACAUUGCAAUAUUUCA
Messenger RNA from Galeopterus variegatus (Sunda flying lemur), 2002 nucleotides. It is a transcript of the gene MOK, whose product is annotated as MOK protein kinase. NCBI's taxonomy places the organism in Eukaryota, Metazoa, Chordata, Mammalia, Dermoptera, Cynocephalidae. Bases 269 to 1477 code for a protein of 402 amino acids. The transcript has 12 exons. Gene Ontology annotation, cellular component: nucleus; cytoplasm. Gene Ontology annotation, molecular function: protein serine/threonine kinase activity; ATP binding. The record is from RefSeq and is a predicted model, not a curated record. Gene Ontology annotation, biological process: protein phosphorylation; intracellular signal transduction.